Messenger RNA from Arctia plantaginis, 1053 nucleotides. NCBI's taxonomy places the organism in Eukaryota, Metazoa, Arthropoda, Insecta, Lepidoptera, Erebidae. The record is from the annotation of a GenBank genome assembly.
AUGCUGCGAGGCAGUGCGUAUAAAGAAAGAAUAGCUCGAAGACAUCCUACCGACUUGCAUGACUGUGUAAAUUUACCUGACUCAUAUCUCUUGAGGACUUGCGGAGUAAACAGAUUAGUAUUUCAUCAGAUUUUAAGAAUAUUGGAACCUAUAGUACCACAAACUCAACGAUCGAAUGGAAUACCUUUUCCUUUGAAGGUUUUAGUAACUCUUUCAUUUCUGGCUAGUGGCUCUCAUCAGAAAUCUGUAGGCAAAGACAACAUUAAUAUUUCCCAGAAGUCAGUAAGUCGCAUCAUCAAGAUUGUAGUCGAGGGUCUUAACAUGGUUCUCAACAAUUAUAUUAUUUUUCCAACUACUAGUGAGCAGAGAGAGGAAAUUAAAGAAGGGUUUUACAGAAAAUAUCAUUUCCCUGAAACUAUUGGCUGUCUUGAUGGUACCUAUGUUGAAAUAGUAUGCCCAAGGGAUGAUGAAGAAGCAUUCUAUGACAGGAAAGGUCAAUACUCUAUAUAUGCACAAAUUAUAUGUGAUGCAGACACAAAAAUAAUAGCAAUAUGCUGCAGAUUUGGUGGAUCUUCUACCAGUGCUUAUAUUUGGAGUAAAAUGAAUAUAAGAUCCUUUGUUGAGAAUAUUAGCAGACAAGGAGAAAUAAGUUGGCUUAUUGCUGAUAAUAAAUACCCUCAAAGACCAUGGCUCAUGACUCCAAUACUACAUGCGCCACAAGGUACUUCAGAUUCUCAAUACAAUCACUUUCAAGGCAGAACCAGAACUUGCAUAGAUAGAUGUAUUUCCAAGCUAAAGGGAAGAUGGCAGUGUCUUCACAAAAGACCACUUCAUUACACACCACAAAGAGCAGCAAAAAUAAUCAAUGCUUGUGCAGUAUUGCAUAACCUUUGCAUCAAAGCUGGGUUACCUGAUCCAGAGCCUUAUAUUGACCCAGAGCCAAUGCCAAUAAUAAAUGAAGUAACAGAUAUGCCAGAUGAUAAUGUUAAUGAUUUAUAUAUUGGGAUUGAAGUGAGGAGACAGCUGGCAGAAAGAAUUUAUUACAGUGUUUGA